AUGGUAUUAUCAUCAAGAAAAAAAAAAAAUCCCCGUAAUACUAUAAAAAGUAAAAUUUUGAAAACAAGAAAAAGGAAAAGAGAUUUUGAUGAAGUUUAUAAAGAUUAUUUCAACAAACCAGAUCUUCCUCACGAUGAAGAUUUAAAAGGAUGUGGACAAUUUAAAUGUUUUGCUUGUGAUAUUUAUUUUAUAAAUAAUGAUGCAAUGAAGCAACAUGAAAAAACAAAAAAACAUAAAAGAAGAGUUAAAUUAUUAAAUAAGGAGAAAGUAUAUACUUAUAAAGAUUCACUAAAGGCUGCAGAAAUUACCUUUUAA
This is a messenger RNA of Plasmodium gallinaceum, 315 nucleotides long. RefSeq names its product zinc finger protein, putative. The record is from RefSeq and is a predicted model, not a curated record. Gene Ontology annotation, molecular function: nucleic acid binding; zinc ion binding. Lineage: Eukaryota; Apicomplexa; Aconoidasida; Haemosporida; Plasmodiidae. The transcript has 4 exons. The coding region runs from base 1 to 315 and encodes 104 amino acids.